Messenger RNA from Bactrocera tryoni, 5284 nucleotides. It is a transcript of the gene Rdl, whose product is annotated as gamma-aminobutyric acid receptor subunit beta. Gene Ontology annotation, cellular component: neuron projection; membrane; synapse. Gene Ontology annotation, molecular function: GABA-A receptor activity; chloride channel activity; extracellular ligand-gated monoatomic ion channel activity. Gene Ontology annotation, biological process: chloride transmembrane transport; nervous system process; chemical synaptic transmission. NCBI's taxonomy places the organism in Eukaryota, Metazoa, Arthropoda, Insecta, Diptera, Tephritidae. Bases 2477 to 4258 code for a protein of 593 amino acids. The record is from RefSeq and is a predicted model, not a curated record. The transcript has 10 exons.
ACUACUUGCUGUACGUUACGGUGGAAAUCCUGCGCGCAAAAGUAUACUUCCAAAUUGUGCUGCAUUUUUAUUAGGGCCUGUGCAAAGCAUCUCAAAAUGAUAUUUAGAUAACAAAAUUACGAAAUAUUUAAAUUCAUAAACAUGUCAUCAAUUAGCAAAAAUAAGAAAAAGACUGUAGUGAGAAAUAAAAAAUGUGGACUUCAACAAAAAUGUGAAACUUGAAGUGCGCUAAAAAUCAAGAGACACCGUGUACCGUGGCGAAUGUAGAACUUUUAUAAGUACCGAAAAAGAGAAGUAGCAAACAAGCAAAUCGAAAGUUGAGUGGUGCAGAGAAGCGGCGCAAGUGAAAUAGAUAUUGAAAAUAAAUCUGAAAUUAUAGGAAAAUAAAAAACCCAAAUAAAAAAUAAACAAAAAAUAUCUACAAAUAAUAUGAGAAAAGUGUAAAAUUGUGCAGUUGAAUAAAACAUAACUGCCACUAAAAAACACAUAUUAGGACUCAAAAUUAGCAGCUCGGUCGAACGAGUUCACAGGCAAAUAACUGAAGAUGAAAUUAACCUGAAAGCACUGCACGCACACGCAACACCUGCAAUUAUAAUAAAACUAAGCGACACCGUUAAGGCGUGGAGUAGCCAAGAAAUUUCAGUCCAACAAUGCGCAACAACAUACAGAAAAGUCUGCGAAAAGAGUAAUUAAAUGGAAAUGAAGCAGGAAAAGUAAACUGGAACUGUGAACCGAGGUAUUUGAUAAAAAUCUGUAGCAAAUGCGAAAAGGUGGUCAAACAGAAAGCCAAAAACAAAAACAAAAAUAAAACAACUGCAGUCUUUACGCAAAAUUGUCGUUGGCGCUUGCGUAUACGCAACAACAAACGAAUUGUGCGGCGCUAGCCAGCGGGCUGCUAAUGUCAAGCCACGCCAGCAAACUUGUGUAACACAAACAACAAUUAAAAUUCGAAGGCAAAGCCUGACUGCGUGUAGUUGCGUUUGUGCUUGUUGCUGUUGUGUUAUUAAUUUUAUUGCUGUACCCUAAAAACGUUUUGACUUAGCACGCACUCAUUCCGCUGACUGCGCGCAGCGAAGACAAUUGGCAGUCGCACGUCUGUGGUGGUCGGAAGACUUGCACACGCGAGUUGUGACUGAAAGCAAAACGAGCGUUUAGUUUUGUUUCAGUUUCAGACAACUUUUUCUUUUAUAUUAUUUUUAUAUUAUUUCGUUCUUCUGUAAUCUUUUCAUGCGACGCGUGGUUAGAAGCGUAAAGCAUAACGCACGCCGGCAAAGCACGAAUAACAGUAGAUAAAAAACACAUAGAACAAUAUGCCAAUAAGCACGCACUUAGUAACGAAAAUAAUACCGUAACAAAAUAAAAAAUAAUAAGUUACAGUGGAAGAAAUAGUUGUGGAUAUAUGCGACGAAGGACGCGCUCCAAGAAGCAGCGAAUGCAUGUGUGUGACAUAUUUGUAGCUAGCUAGUCAAAUAGUUGAACUGUAGCGUUAGAACCUGAACCUUUAGGGAGGACACCAACGCUUGCAGUGACAAACGGAAAGCAAGAUAAUAUUUUACCGAGCACUAUUUGCUAGCGAGUACCAAGCGAAGCAAUCAGUUAUCCUGCCAUUAAAAUAAAGCACGUGCAACAAACAUAACAACAGCGGAAGAAGAAGCACCAAUAUUACUGCUAAUACAACGGCCGCAGAUUGGCAAAUAUUUCCUAUUUUUGCUGUGUCGCAAUCACAAAUAGGCAAGCGUUAUAGCGUUGGCAAAAUACUUUUCCUUUAGUAUGCAAUAUCUUGACGCUGACGACAGUAUCGUGAGGGUCUUGCGGCAUAAUAGAAAAGUAAUAUAAUACGAUCGUAUCCCCACAGAAAUGAACAGAUAAAAUUGUGCUAAAUAUUCAUAAGCACAGCAGAGCGAGUGCAUAAAGCAGACAGCGUCAGGGCGCCAAAAGGAAAGCGAUAAAAAUAGUAAACGGAAGCUGCCAGCGUCACUGCAGCAAAAUAGACCAAAUAAAAUAUAUAUAUAUACAUACGAGACAACAACAAGACUUGCACAUCGACAUCAUCAAUAAAGCUAACUAAUACUUGAACAACAAAGAAACAAACACAAAAGGCCAGAGCACAGCAAGUGGAGCAGCAAAAAAUAUUAUAAAAAUUCAUAAUCAAAGUUAUAAAAUACACAACGCCCACAGCAGCAGCAGCAACAAACGUCAACAACAACAAACAAUAGCAACAAACGCCAAUCACAACAACUCAUCCAUCAUCGGCCAGCGUGUGCGCGUACAUGUGUGUGUGUGAGUAAUAUGCUGUAACAAGUAAGCUCCUCCUCCCUCCACCCCGACAUCACAAGCAAACGUCGUCAACAUCCACAGCUUUAACUUUAUUAAUACAAGCAAUUGCCAUUUCAUUCCGUUAGAACGGCAAUAUCGGGCCCCUCGUUAUUGGUUAUAUUGGUAAAUAUAGCGUCGUAAUACUUCGAUUCGCAUCAAUAUGGCCUUUAGCAGCAGUAGUAGUAGUAGUCGGUACGGUAUCAGUAGUGGCGGCGCUUACGGCAGUGGCAGCAUAUCAACGUGGGAUAGAUGCACAACAGCGUUGCUAUUGCCGCGAGCACGUCUCAUCACCCUCUGGCUGGCAUUCAAUUUAGCGCUGAUCGUACAGGAGCCAAUGAAGAAAAUCGCCUCAGUCGAUGCAGCGACUGGUGGCGGCAGCAUGUUGGGUGAUGUUAAUAUAUCCGCUAUUCUCGAUUCAUUUAGUGUUAGCUACGACAAAAGAGUAAGACCUAACUAUGGAGGUCCCCCUGUGGAGGUUGGCGUCACAAUGUAUGUCCUCAGUAUCAGUUCGGUUUCGGAAGUUCUCAUGGACUUUACAUUGGAUUUUUACUUUCGUCAAUUUUGGACCGAUCCUCGUUUAGCGUAUAGAAAACGGCCUGGUGUAGAAACACUAUCGGUUGGAUCUGAGUUCAUAAAAAAUAUUUGGGUACCUGACACCUUUUUUGUAAAUGAAAAACAAUCAUAUUUUCAUAUUGCAACAACAAGUAAUGAAUUCAUACGUGUUCAUCAUUCUGGAUCAAUAACACGAAGUAUUAGAUUAACAAUUACCGCAUCGUGUCCAAUGAAUCUACAAUACUUUCCUAUGGAUCGACAGUUGUGUCACAUAGAAAUCGAAAGCUUCGGCUAUACAAUGCGUGACAUUCGUUAUAAAUGGAAUGAAGGUCCAAACUCGGUUGGUGUUUCGAGUGAGGUAUCUCUGCCCCAAUUUAAGGUCUUGGGUCAUCGUCAGAGGGCUAUGGAAAUCAGUCUUACAACAGGAAAUUACUCGCGACUCGCAUGUGAGAUACAAUUCGUGCGUUCGAUGGGUUACUAUCUCAUUCAAAUAUAUAUACCCUCUGGACUGAUCGUUAUUAUAUCAUGGGUAUCAUUUUGGCUAAAUCGUAAUGCCACCCCAGCUCGUGUGGCGCUCGGUGUUACCACCGUGUUGACAAUGACCACACUGAUGUCGUCAACAAAUGCAGCAUUGCCAAAGAUUUCUUAUGUCAAAUCGAUUGACGUAUAUCUAGGAACAUGCUUCGUUAUGGUCUUUGCCAGUCUUUUGGAAUACGCCACCGUCGGCUAUAUGGCAAAACGAAUUCAAAUGCGAAAACAAAGAUUUAUGGCGAUCCAAAAGAUAGCUGAACAAAAAAAGCAGCAACUGGAUGGGGUGCAACCACCGCCCAAUCCGAAUCCGAGUGCGGGCGAUCAUGGACAUGGGCAUGGUCAUGGCCAUAGCCAUGGUCAUCCUCAUGCGCCAAAACAAACAGUGAGUAACCGACCAAUUGGCUUUACAAAUAUACAACAAAACGUUGGCUCGCGCGGUUGCUCGAUAGUGGGACCCUUGUUCCAGGAGGUGAGAUUCAAGGUGCACGACCCCAAGGCACACUCCAAGGGCGGUACACUGGAGAAUACUGUGAAUGGCGGACGUGGCGGACCGCCGGUUGGACCACCCGGACCCGGACCUCAAGGCGGUGGCGGUGGAGGCGGCGGUGGCGGCGGCGGAGGUGGAGCGCCCGAAGGUGGGGACGCCGAAGCGGCAGUACCAUCCCAUUUAUUACACCCGGGCAAGGUAAAAAAAGAUAUCAACAAGUUGCUGGGCAUCACGCCAUCAGACAUUGACAAAUAUUCGCGUAUAGUGUUCCCCGUGUGCUUCGUUUGCUUCAAUCUGAUGUACUGGAUCAUCUAUUUGCAUGUGAGCGAUGUAGUCGCCGAUGAUCUCGUGUUGCUCGGCGAGGAGAAGUAAAACAACCAACAGUUAGCAUACAAGCUUACUAUUAAGCAUUGGCUGUAUGUAGCAGUGGCAGCUUGUAGACACGCUAGGCGUGUGGCAGCGUCGCAAAGAGACGGAAGCAAGCGCACCGUAAACAGGGAGUAUAGCAGAAGGCGAUUCGCAAUAGUUUAGUUAAGUUUAUAUUUUAAGUGAACACAGCAUAGCAAAACAGAAAAAAUUAGCAUAAUUAUUGAAAAAAUAAUACACGCACGUGAAGUUAGAUUAAUCAUGUAUUAGCAAAAGCAGUCAAGAGACGACGAAGGUAUUAGUUAAACAAUUAAUAAUAAUUUAUACUGUGCAAAAACAAAAAAUAUAUAUUGUUAUAAUUAAAAAUCAUGAAAAAAUAGGAAAAUAGUAAAGGGGAAACACGGAAAGAAAAUCAAAAUUAAAAUCAGUUAAAUUCUAAACGAAAGCAUGUCAACGUUCGAACACAGUAAAAUCAUACACAUACACUGGAAAAAAAUUAAAUACUUUAUAGACAUAUAACAGUUCACUAACGAGUAAAUAAACAGCGCAACGCUGAAGCUCAUUAAUAGCGAAGAAGUUGAAUGGAACAAUUUAAGCAUAAAAUACAUGACAUUGUAAGCGGUAAAAGCUCAAAUUACUUACAAUAAAUAUAAAAAUGAAACAGCGGUGCACAUAAUAAUGGAAGCAUUAUAAGUAGUUAACGAAAUGCCAGUGAAAUGCGUAAAAAAUUACAACUAAAUAGUUAAUAGUUAAAAAUGUGAGGAAAGAUAAAAAAAUCAAGCACACUUUCAUAUGUAUUACAACUAAAAUAAACACCCACACACUUACAUAAACUAUCAUACAUAAAUUAUUGUCGCAGGGAUACAUUAAAAUUUCCGUUGUAAUCAUUUUUUUGUUUCGAAUUUUUCAACUUACAAAUUUUAAUCCCGAAAAUAGUUUUCGACCUAAUCUCGAAUGAUAAUUCACGUAUUUUAAUAUUUUCUAAAAACAGUAAAGGAAAAAUAUAAACUUACUAGUGGAUCCGGCCACGCG